Panicum hallii is the source of this 937-nucleotide messenger RNA. Its product is annotated as chaperonin-like RbcX protein 2, chloroplastic. The record is from RefSeq and is a predicted model, not a curated record. Gene Ontology annotation, biological process: ribulose bisphosphate carboxylase complex assembly. The transcript has 5 exons. NCBI's taxonomy places the organism in Eukaryota, Viridiplantae, Streptophyta, Magnoliopsida, Poales, Poaceae. Gene Ontology annotation, molecular function: protein folding chaperone. Bases 143 to 751 code for a protein of 202 amino acids.
AGGCCAAACGGCACUACAAGUCUUCUUCCCCCUUGCGCCACUCGGUUUUUUUUAUACCGCACCGCCGCCGCGGCUGCUCCCCUGAAGCCGGACUAGAUUGGUCGGAAGGAACAAAGUUGUCUGAAGACAAGAUAGAGAAAGGAUGGCCGGAGUUCAGAUGAUGCCGGCGGCGGUGGACGUGAGGGCGGAAGGGGGCGUGGCCGCGCUGAGGAGAAGGCGCGAGGGGGCCGCUGCCUCGGGCGGCUCGGCGGUGAGUACCGCCAGCUUGUUCGCGGGCGACUGGAGGAGGAGGCCUCGCCGGCCGUCCUGCUCGGUCAGGGCCCUCAGGCAGGGCCGGAGCAGCAGGGGCGGGCUCGGCAUCGUCUGCAACCUCGGGGGGCAGUACGAGGAUACCUUUGAUGACGUCCAGCUGCAACUGAUGAACUACUUCACCUACAAAGCCGUCAGGACCGUGCUGACCCAGCUCUACGAGAUGAACCCACCAAGCUACCGUUGGUUUUACAACUUCGUUGCUGUCAACAAACCUACUGAUGGCAAGCUGUUCCUUCGUGCUCUCAGCAAGGAGAGACAGGAGCUUGCAGAACGGGUGAUGAUAACCAGACUUCACCUGUAUGGGAAAUGGAUAAAGAAAUGUGACCAUGGAAAGAUGUACGAGAUGAUCUCCGACGAGAACCUGAUGCUGAUGCGGGAGCGGCUGAUGGAGACGGUCAUCUGGCCAACCGAUGACACCAACACGGAGAAGAUCGGCUGAAGCCGAGGUGUAAAAGUAAAAUUCUUUUAGGUUGCUGAUUAAACUUAGCUCCUUAGGUAGAGCACUGUGGUUUCUGCAUCAGUCUGUCAGCUGUAUAUAACUGGAGUUGCAGUAGAGAGUACACAUUUCUCUGGGAAGUGUUCAGGAACAGUGUGUGGCAAUAUGAAGUCUUACAGUUCUGAUUUA